Molecule: messenger RNA, 399 nt
Organism: Helicoverpa armigera (cotton bollworm)
Lineage: Eukaryota; Metazoa; Arthropoda; Insecta; Lepidoptera; Noctuidae
Product: allergen Tha p 2
Exons: 1
Coding region: 1-399 (132 amino acids)
Source: RefSeq, a predicted model, not a curated record
AUGGCUGCCCUCAAGUUGUUUGUGGCUCUAACGCUGGUCUACGCGGUAUCCGCCGUGCCUCAACGCGCUGGCCUCGUCCAAUUCCUGGAAGCAACGAAAGCUCUAGGAUACCAACACAACAACAUCUUCCCGAAACAAGAACACAAGUUUGAUCCUUACACCUACAAUGGGGACCCGAUGACGGACACAGAAAUCAUUCCUGGACAGAUGAAUAACUAUGGCAAGUAUAGUUAUGGGUGUCGUGAUGGGUACUGCUGGGUGCAGUGCAGGUCCUUCCCAGUGGACAGCUGGUGUUGGUCGACUCCCACUUGGUCGUACUCCCAGAGUUACCAGUACGUGACGUGUCGGGAACAUAGUGAUUGCACCAACAGGCUUCAGUGUGCAACGCCGUGCAUUUGA